Messenger RNA from Funneliformis geosporum, 588 nucleotides. NCBI's taxonomy places the organism in Eukaryota, Fungi, Glomeromycota, Glomeromycetes, Glomerales, Glomeraceae. The record is from the annotation of a GenBank genome assembly.
AUGAAUACUUCAACUACUUCAACUAUAAGAAAUAUUAUAAAAAGACAUAGAAUUAAAGGGCAAACCGAAAUGAAUAUUUUUAAUAAAUGGACACAAGGCAAGAAUGGUAGUCAUAUCGGCGCUCCAAUACCGUCUGUUACCGCUACUGCCAUACAACCACAACCUACCACUACCAAUACACUUUUUUCGAAAGAUAAUCCAAAUCAUAAACCAUUCAUGGCUGGUAUGAUAAUAGCAGUAAUCAUUGCCGUAAUAUUUAUUGGUUAUAUCUUAAAGAAAAUCUUUUCUUACAACGCUCGUAAAUGUCCAAGACCGUUAUUAGAUGCUACAAGUUCAUUGGAGAGUAAUAGUAAUAUCAGUCAUGAAAGCAGCAUUCAUCAUAAUAUUUGUGAUACAUUUCCUUCUAACCCAACCGAAGAAUCGGCUAGUGAAGGAAUGUAUCACACUAACAGUAAUACCAUCGAAAUCUUAGACAUUCCAAAUCCUAGUGCCACGGAACAUUCUUAUGAAACUUCUAGUGUUGGUGAUGUGGAUAUAGAAUUACCUUCUUCCAAAGUUAAUGUUAAUUGGGAAGAUUGUAUGAGAUAG